Molecule: messenger RNA, 2189 nt
Organism: Cucurbita pepo subsp. pepo (vegetable marrow)
Lineage: Eukaryota; Viridiplantae; Streptophyta; Magnoliopsida; Cucurbitales; Cucurbitaceae
Source: RefSeq, a predicted model, not a curated record
UAAUCAACUCAGAUUUUCUUUUUAAAUGAUUUAGUUGUUAAAUUAUGUUUAUGAUUGAUGAUUUCAUUAUUUCGAUUUGAAUAAAUAACGCGCUGAGUGUGGGCCUAAUUUUGACGAAAAGGCGAACAUUGUUUUCGUUUUUUUGAGUUCAAAUGAUUUUUGCCAUUUUAAAUAAUAUUAAUAAAUAAAAAUGAGAAGUUAAGAAUUUUAUAUAUAUAUAUUGUGAAAUUAAAAAACGUCGUCCUGAAAAAUGCUGUGCACUUGAAACUGGAACGCCAUUUCUACGCCUGCUCCGUCCAAGGUUCGGCUCUCCCACAUUUUUUUCCCUCCUUUUUUUAGAGAGGAGAAGAGAGAGAAGGAGCACGACAACGAAGCGUUUCUGACAUGGAAAUGGAAAUCAUAGUCUUUACGGGACAAGUUAUUAAAUUAUCUCCAUUUCUUCCCGGCAUAUGAAUGCCUGAUUGUUCUAUUUCUUUUUUCAUUUUUCAUGAUUUGGAAUUUGGAUCUCGGAAGGGGACGGGGCGAAGUUCUGAUACUCGACCGUUGGUUCGUGGGUCGAUAUCAUUCUAUUUUCCUUCAUCAGUCAACUUUCAGAUUUUCUGGUAACUUUUGGCAUGUACUUUCUCAUUGGAGGAGUGCAUAUUGGUAGAUAGCAAUUACAAUGGAAAUAUAGAUGCAGUACAUUUUGUUGAAGAUGAAGACAACUCAGGCGUUUUGUCAUAGUGAGAUGCAGAUUUUUCCUGGGCCUCGCUAUCGUACUCAUAUGAAACAGCCCUUAUGGAUUAUCAUCUUGGUUUCCUUCAUCAUUGUCUUCCUUAUCUGUGCAUACAUGUAUCCACCUCAAACUAGCGAUGCCUGUUACAUUUUUUCUUCUAGAGGCUGUAAGGUCAUUACGGACUGGCUUCCGCCUGCUCCUGCUAGAGAACUUACUGAUGAAGAGGUUGCUUCUCAUGUUUUUAUUCGAGAAAUUUUGAAUUCACCUAUUGUUCCAUCAAAAACUCCAAAGUUAGCAUUUAUGUUUUUGACUCCUGGGUCUUUGCCGUUUGAGAAGCUGUGGGAUAAAUUUUUCAAUGGUCAUGAAGGAAAAUUCACUGUUUAUGUCCAUGCAUCUAAGGAGAGACCAACUCAUGUCAGCAGCCACUUUUUGGAUCGGGAUAUUCAUAGUGAUCAGGUGGUGUGGGGUAAAAUUACCAUGGUUGAUGCGGAGAGAAGAUUGCUGGCAAAUGCUCUAAUGGAUCCAGAUAAUCACCAUUUUGUUUUACUUUCUGAUAGUUGUGUGCCUUUGUAUGGUUUUGACUAUAUCUACAAGUAUCUGAUGCAUUCAAAUAUAAGUUUUGUAGACUGCUUUAAGGAUCCUGGUCCACAUGGAAAUGGCAGGUAUUCAGAGCACAUGUUACCGGAAGUGGAGGAGAAACACUUUAGAAAAGGUGCACAGUGGUUCACAAUGAAACGGCAGCAUGCUAUAAUAGUUUUGGCUGACAAUCUUUAUUACUCCAAAUUUCGCAACUACUGCCAGCCAGGUUUAGAAGGACGCAAUUGCAUAGCUGAUGAGCACUACUUGCCGACCUUUUUCAAUAUGAUUGACCCGACUGGAAUUGCAAAUUGGUCAGUAACGCAUGUUGAUUGGUCUGAAAGAAAGUGGCAUCCAAAAUCUUAUAGAGCGGAGGCUAUUACCUCUGAGCUUUUGCAGAAUAUUACGUCGAUUGAUGUGAGUGUGCAUGUAACAAGUGACAAGAAGAAAGAAGUACAGAGGUGGCCUUGCUUGUGGAAUGGUUUGCAUCGGCCAUGUUACCUAUUUGCAAGAAAAUUCCAUCCCCAAGCUUUGGAUAAGUUGCUAUAUCUUUUCACGAACUAUACAACAAUUUGAUUCAAGGUUGUAAAUUCCUGGCCUUGGGGAGGUUUUAAUGUGACCGACCACCAUUCUUGAGUGCAUCGAGCUGCUUGCCGAAUGCAUAUGGUGAUCUGAGAUUGGAAGGGAGCUAACAUGUUGGUGUUGCUUCCUCGGGGAUGGGCAAUAUAUUAUCUUUUUUUUACUUAACAUUUUUUAGGUGCUUUUUCCUCUUAUUUUUAGAACACACGAUUUUGAAGGAAGAAUAUUUCCAUAGAUGUUGUAGUAAUAUUUUGUAAACACGAGGAUCUGAAUUUACAUCUUGCAAUUUUUUACAAAUAUAUUAUCUUUUGAGUUUCAA